Messenger RNA from Hypanus sabinus (Atlantic stingray), 2525 nucleotides. RefSeq names its product leucine rich repeat containing 47 (gene lrrc47). The transcript is spliced from 7 exons. NCBI's taxonomy places the organism in Eukaryota, Metazoa, Chordata, Chondrichthyes, Myliobatiformes, Dasyatidae. Bases 42 to 1721 code for a protein of 559 amino acids. Gene Ontology annotation, molecular function: phenylalanine-tRNA ligase activity; protein binding; RNA binding. The record is from RefSeq and is a predicted model, not a curated record. Gene Ontology annotation, biological process: phenylalanyl-tRNA aminoacylation.
CUGCCCCGCACCUGCGCAGUAGAGCAGCACCGACAGCCACUAUGGCGGCCCCUGAGUGGCCGGAGGUUGGGCUGGCGCUGGCCGAGGGUCGGCGGGAGCUGGUGGUGCGGAGUCACCGUCAAGAGGGAGACGAGAUGGACCCGCGGCUAUACGAGCUGGCGCAGCUUCAGCACCUGGAGUUGAGCGGCCUGCAGGCGCUACGGGGCCUGGAUGCCAGGCUGGGCGGUCUGCGGGCCCUGCGAAGCCUGGUGCUGAGCGGCGACGGUCUACGGGAGCUGCCGCCCGAGCUCGGCCUCCUGGGCGGCUUGAAGCUGCUCGACGUCUCCGACAACCAGCUGAGCGCGCUGCCCGCCUCCCUGGGCGACCUGGCCGAGCUCGGCAGCCUGCUGGCCCGCGGCAACCAGCUGACCGGCCUGCCUCCCCAGCUCGGACGCUGCGGCCAUCUCGCCCACCUCGACGUCUCGGACAACCUGCUGGCCGAACUGCCGGCCGCGCUGUUGGAGCCCGGCCUCCUCCCGCUCCUCGGCUGCCUCAGCGCUGCCCGCAACCGCAUCGACAGGCUGGACGCCGCUGUCAGCCAGCUACGGGGGCUGCGGACACUGGAUCUAUCGGAUAACAACCUCUCGGAGAUCCCCUGUGAGCUGGCUGACUGUCCCAAGCUGAAAGAAAUCAACUUCAAGGGAAACCAAUUAAAAGACAAACGAUUGGAGAAAAUGGUGAAUGGUUGCCUGACCAAAUCAAUCUUGGACUAUUUGAAGGCAGGAGGCCGUAGAAAGGGGAGAGGGAAAGCUGAUAGCAGUGAGAAAGAGAAAGCGAGGAAGAAGAAAGUGGUGAGGAGAGAUGAUGCCGAGGAGUCCGAUGAGAUGGAGGAGCUGAACAACCUGGUGUUACGAGUGCUGCAUGUUUCGGAAAGGCCUUGCACCGUGUCAGUGAAAGUCAGUCCCAGUGUCAAGGACGUGAGGCCUUACAUUGUGUGUUGCAUUGUGGAAGGCAUGCAGUUGAGACAAGGAAAUGCAUUGAAACGAUUCCUUGUGGCUCAGACCAAAUUGCAUGAUGAUGUCUGUCUUAAAAGAACAUUGGCAACUAUCGCUACUCAUGACUUGCAGCGGGUGAAGGGACCGCUUUUAUACGAUGCUAGACCCUCACAAUCUCUGAAGAUCACCCCACUCGGAAGGAAGGAGGUUAAGGCGGUGGACCUGGUACGACAAUUACAGAUGGAAGCUGACGAGCAACGAAAGCAGAAGAAGCGGCAAAAUGUUUCUGGCCUUCACAAAUACCUGCAGUUAUUAAACGGGAAAGAGAAUUUUCCCUGCUUAGUCGAUGUGGAAGAUCAUGUGAUUUCUUUCCCACCGAUCACCAACAGUGAUCACACUAAGAUUAGUAAAUCUACAAGACAACUGUUCCUGGAAGUAACCAGUUCAACCAGUCUACAGGCCUGCAAAGAGGUGAUGGACAGCUUGAUUAUGCGAAUGGCCGAAUUGAACAAGUUCACCUUCGAAAGUCAGGAGAAGGAGUCUCUAUCUGAUGACGAGGCUGACGUGGCUAGCAACAGCUCUGUUGCUCUGGAUUCCACAGCUGAGCAGAGCUUGGCUAAGGCUGCCACUCCGGAACUGACAGUGAAGCAGGUGCGGGUGGUCGACAUGGACGGAAACCUGAAGGUGGUUUACCCAGCCAAGACAGACUUAAACUUCAGUGUUAAUUGUGUCACCGUCAUCCGAUAACCCCUACCUGUUGAAUAGUACCUCAUCUGGCCCCUACAUUGGGCUCAAAUUAUCCCUGUCACAGAUGAGCAAGCCUAUGAUCUGACCACAAACAAGAAAAUCUGCAGAUGCUGGAAAUCCAAGCAACACACACAAAAUACUGGAGGAACUCAGCAGGCCAGGCAGCAUCUAUGGAAAAGAGUACAGUCGACGUUUCGGGCCGAAACCCUUCAGCAGGAUUCAAAACGUCAUCUGUACUAUUUUUCAUAGAUGCUACCUGGCCUGCUGUGUUCCUUCAGCAUUUUGUGUGACCAGUGAAUGAUCUGACCAAUAUUUGAUCCUCAAUUAACAUUUCUAAAAGGACAAAUAAUUUGCUCAUUUUUGAGUUGUCUCUCCUUUCCUUAGCCCUUCACCUCUACAGGGGCAUAGGCCGCCAACAGCUCUUCACCAGAGUCCUCAGUCCUGGGCCUACAGAAAGUUGGUCGGACCUGUGGCUUCCACUUUCCCCAUACGACUUCUUACAACUUCCAGACAGAGAUCCUUCCUCUCCCAGGGAUGAGGUCUUUGGAGCUUCUGUUGAACUUUCUGUUGCUCUUUAUGGGACAGGGUUGCUAGCCCCAUGCCAAACCCUCCCCCUUUCACAGCCGGGCUUGGGACCACCAUGGUGGAGUGUAUAGUGUUGGUGCGGGCAAUCACAGUUUUAUCUUUGCCGCUGUGUUUAUAUAGCAGAAAUAUCUACUUGUGUAAAGUGCUUUGUGAUGAAAAGAGCAUUGAAAAAUACGACUAUUUUCCUUGUAGUGGGAAACAAGUAAAUGUUGACCUUUC